CUAUUUCUCCAUGGCAUAAACGUCUUGGUUCUCCGAAAACCUUAUAAAAAAUGCUAUACUUCGAAAAAAAACUCGAGUUUACGAUUAUUUUGUGUUGUGUCCGCAGUGAGCGUUCCGCGAAAAUAAAGUGUUUUUUCCAGUGGGAAUAGUUUAUGUAGUCGAGCACACUAGGUGCGAAACGAGAGGUUAGCACCGGGAAGACGUUUUUCCGGACAGUGAGACCGGUAAUAAGCUGAGCUGAGUAGGUUUUCCAGUGUAGUAAAAACUCAGUUAUCUUCGUUCGCGCGGUGCGUGUGUGUCGUCCUCGUCUCCAUCACAGAGAUCAUUUAUGUGUAUAUAGGGAGAGCAAUAUAAUACCAAUACAAUAAUCAAAAGCACCUUGAGAUCAGUCCCAGAAUUGGAAAGACAUAAGUAUUUUGUUCCGGGAUUAACAGUGAUUCGGGAGAAAAUGCAUUUGGAACGCAAAUUGUGUUCGGUGCGGCUUUGGUCGGUAGCAAAAUAGACUACGAGGCGACAGGACAUUGGGUAAUGUUUUGAUCGAGUAAUCCAUCUGCCCAGCAAGUGAGCGAGGUGGGGAAGGACGAAGAAGCCUACAGCCGCUGGUUGUGAAUAAGAGCUUUGACUCGAUUCAUUUGAAGCUAAGUUCGAAAGUGUGCUGGAAAGAGAUAGUGCCAGGCAGCAACAUUCAGGACUCGGAUAGAUGAAUGAAGCGAUGGUGUAGCGCUUCCGGGAUGAAAGAUUGAAGCGAGAUUGCGUGACUUGUUCGGAAUGAAGAGCCUCUACAGAAUGCAUUUAUUAUCAUCUCACAAUCAAUGCAGCGAACGCGAAACAAACAAUUCUAUGAUAUGCCUAGCUGAUCGGCCCCCGCGAAUACUGUUCUAAAUGCUCUAGUGAAACUAUAAUAGUAAAUUGUCUUGAACGAACAAAUAGAAACAGCUAUUCUUGCUACAUAGCAUAAUGUGGAGCGCAUAAAGCAUAAGUUUGCCCGAAAGUUUAAUAUAAACCGUGGAAGUAAUAAUUAGAAGAGCAAUAACAUUUGGUAAUCCAACAACGCAUGUAGAAAUCUAGUGACUGUGGCGUGUAGUGAAUGUGUAGUUUUAAUUCUAAGCAUAUCUUGAAGAAGGCAUUGUUCAAACGGCUAUUCUGUGGGGAAUACUGAACAGUUCCGCACUCACCUACGGCCAACCCAAUAGGUGUGCGCGUCUGUAUCAGAGAUAUGACACAUAAUCUAGGAAUGGCGUCUUAUCGUCUACCAGGCCCAGGAUUGGGAUGUCCACCUGAUUUUAAAUCGCCAUCGGAAUCACCGCAGUUACCUAUUUCUGCGCCGAGCCAGCCGAAGAAGCGAAGAAAAACUUCGAACGCGAACAAUGCGAAUUCUGGGUCCUCGCAAGCAACGCCGACCCCCUCGCCGCAAGAUUUACUGCCACCACCUCCCACCGGAUAUGGUGAUACAAUAGUUGCAUCGAAUCCAUUUGAUGAUACACCAACACACAGCCCGUCGCCUCAUUUGGGUCAUAUGCAUCACGGAGGUCCGGGAAUGAUGGGUCAUAUGGGCGGAGGAGCAAUGGGCCACGGCGUUCCGAUGGGGAUGACUCACAUGGGUAUGCAUCCACACCAUAUGGGUGGUCCAUUGGGCCAUCACGGACCACCACACGGUCCACCCCACGGUCCUCCUCACGGAGGUCCACAUGGCGGGCCAAUGCAUGGUAUGCCACCGCAUGGAAUCGGCCACGGACCUGGGCAUGGUUCUCCUCAUCAUGGCAUGGGUCCAAUGGGGCCAGGGGGUCCACAAGGUCCUCCAAUGCGUGGAAUGAGUCCAAUUGGUAUGGGUAGUCCUAUGGGUCAUCCCAUGCACAUGAAUGCAGGUAUGGGACAGAUGGGUAGCAUGGGGCCACACGGACCUAUACAGCGAGGUGGAAUGAGUCCGAUGGGUACGAUACCAGGAGCCCAAAUGGGAGGUUUAAGUCCGAUGGGUGGUAUGAGUCAAAAUCUAUCACCAAUGGGAGGCCCAAUGGGUGGAAUGUCACCAAUGAGUCAGCAACAAAUGAACAACAAAUCUGUGGGCAGUCCGAUGAGUGGAGGGAACAUUGGUAGUCCAAUGAACUCGAUGCCUGGUAUGGGAUCACCUCAUAGUGGACAGGGUCAAAUGCUCGGAAGUCCGAUGAAUACGAGUGGCGGUCAUAUGAACAAUGGACCGAUGGGUCCUCCCAUGAACAGCCCUUUAGGAAAUGGUCCACCAAAUCAUGUUCCUCUAGGUCCCAACUCGGCUGGUCAUAGUCAACCAGUGUCUUCUGCGGGAGCAACCGUUGGGGGGCAAACAUCACCGAACGUGGCCGGCGUUAACAGUAACAAUAGAAUGAACUUACCCAAUGGUGCAAUGACAAAUCAGCAAUCAGGGAACCUUAAUCAAUUACCUCAUCAGCUGGGUCCUCAGUCGAAUAAUAGUCAGCAGGGUCCGGGACAAUCUCAGCAACAACUAUCGUCCCAACAUGCGAAUCAUCAAGUUCAAGUGAGUCAACCCAAUCAGUCACCAUCAUUGGCAGCGAACCAGCAGCAGCCACGGAAUCAAUCGCCUGCCGCUCAAUCACAGCCUCUUCCACCACAUCCACCACACCCGCAGCAGCAACAAUCACAUGCAUCUCCAAUCCCUCAGCAAUCACCUCACGGUCACCAUCCGCAGGGUCCCGGUGUUAACAGUGGCUCUGUAGGACCUGGUCCUGGUUCGGGAGGAGUACCUGGCGGUUCCGUUGGACCUGGAGGACCUCAGCAGCAACAGCAAAUGAAUCCAGCGGGUGUUGGGCCAGGUAACAAUAGCUUAGGUGGAAUGAACCCGUCCGGUAUGGGAUCCGGUGGAAUGGGUGGUAUACCACCAAACUCGAUGGGAGGCAUGAAUCAUCAUCCACCGCACCAUCCCGGCAAUCAUCCUGGAAAUCAUCCUGGAAACCAUCAACAAAACCCUCACAUGCCACCGUCGUUGGCCGGAGCGGGAGGACCAAAUAGCAUGCAUCAUCACAUGGGAAUGCCCCCGCACGGGAACCUACCACCUGGCCAUGCUGGUCAUAGGCCAUCGAUGGGUCCAGGCGGACCAAUGGGCCCUGGUGGUCCUGGAGGAAUGAGCAUGGGUGGACCCCCGAUGGGUGGUCCCCUCGGUCAUAUGGGUGGAAUGGGCGGCGGCAUGGGAGGUAGCCCACUACAAUCUCCUCACUUGAUGGGCGGACCGAUGGGAGGUGGCCCGGGUGGCGGUCCUGGGCCAAUGGGGGGACCAGGUGGACCCAUGGGUGGACUUGGACCGCCGGGGAAUGGACCUCCGAAUCAUCAUCAUCACAUGGGCAUGUUUGGUCCCAAGCCGAUGCCGGUGACGUCGGGGAAGCUGUAUCCUCCAGAUCAGUCCAAAGUGUUCAACCCGCAGAACCCAAACGCACCUCCGAUCUAUCCCUGCGGUGGCUGUCAUAAGGAGGUGCACGACAACGAUCAAGGAAUUUUGUGCGAAUCGGGGUGCAAUUUCUGGUUUCAUAGAACGUGCAGCGGACUAACGGAUGCGGCCUUCAACUUUAUCCACAAUGAAGUGUAUGCCGAGUGGUGCUGCGACAAGUGUCUGUCUUCCAAAAACAUACCGCUGGUAAAAUUCAAGCCGUAGUCAACCAUCAAGCAGCGGCAACAACAGCAGCAGCAGCAGAAGAAGCAAAUAGACAAGAUGAACGAUCAGCUCCAACUGCUUCUUUGGUUCGGUUGGAAAUCGAAUGAGCGCUACAAAAUGCGGCUGCUAUUUGGAAUUAUUGUUUGGGCGUUUUGGUUGGUGGUAUGGUGGUCAUACGAUGCGAAGAAGACAGAUUUUAUCCGUUGCGGCUAAGAGUAAGCUUGUAAAUAGAAUUCAUGCACAUGUUUUGUAUAAAUAGAGCGAAUGUGUGUCUAGCAUGCAUGAUGACGCUUGAUUGGGGAGAAUGGUUCUUCCAGGGAAGUUUUGAAACCAUUAGAAAUAGCUAAUUUCGCUGUCAAGGAUAUUGAUUGAUAACAAAAGCAGAAACAUGGAAGAGAGUUGAAGAAAACAGCGACAUAAUAGUGUUCUUAGAGGAAACGAAGGGAAAUAAAGCAAAUGCAGUAGUUAGUUAAAAAAACACAGAAACGAAAAUAAUUAUAUACAAAUGUGGAAGCAGAGCGCCAUAGUUAAGUUGUUUUUUCCUCAGCACAACACUUGACCGUUGCGAGCGAACAAUAUAUAAUGACUAAAAGCAAAAUAAAAAUGUUUUCUAUGGAACAAAAAGUUGCGAGAGCGAGAGAUAAGAGAGCAAAUCAUAUAAAGUUUAGGUUUAUAGCGCGUUAAGAAAAUAAAAACAAAAAUGGCCUUCUCAAAUAUAUACACAUUAAGUAUGGUUUAAAUAUUAUUUAAAAACGAAAAAAAGCAGAAAAAAUAACUGAUAAGUAAGUGAAAUAUUUAAAUUAUUUAAUAAACGCUAUUCCUGAUGAGCGAAAAGUUAUAAGCAUACACUGGAAAAUAAGAAAAGUCUGUACAAAGCGUUUUUUUUUUCGAAAUAAUGUAUACUUUGGAAAAUAAAGAAAAUGAACCUGUGAAAAUUCAAUUAGUGGGUAAAAAAUUAUGUGUAAAACAUUACUCCAAGUCAAAUGCAAGCUGAUAACGAAUGUUAUAUCAUGGUCGUUUAGCUGAAACAUUCAUAAUAUUGCCUGGUCAGUGUUUGUUGAACACAAUAGUAAAGGAGGAACACAUACAUCAAUCCUGCACCUAUGUAAGAUUGAAAAAAACUCACGAAAUGAAUGCAAUAUAGACUGUACAGCUGCAAAAAAAAAUCUUUUCCCAACUCGAGAAAUGGACGAGAAAAAACUAGUAAACAACAUGCCUCAGUUUUCUGAUUUUUUGUAGGAAACUAAUGAAACUGUAUCUCCUCCUCUAACAUCGGUCUCAAUUUUUUUUUUUUAUUAAGUUCCAACACCUCUUCUCCGCGAUGUUAAGUUGUAUGAUAUGAUGCAAACAGUUGUCUUGUUCAUCUCGGAAAGGACACCGCAAUCCGAACCUAGUUUUUAGACGGAAGACGCUCGUUUUGCUUCAGUUCGCAGGCUGAGUGGAAUAAACUAAUUUAAUAACUGUAUAAAUAACGCAACAACAAUGAAAACAAGAGAGAUUAUUUACUAACCAGCGACACGCUUAUUGCCUUUCGCGUUCGUUCUAUUUGUGCGUACGUUUACAACUAUCAUUUAGUUAGCUUCCUACUUUAGGACCCUCGGCAUAGAUGGACGCUUGAUAAGUGUACGUAGCUCGAUAUUCAAGCCAUGGUUCACGAAUCCGAAAUGCGUCUUGUUCUCAAUCACGCAAAAGGACACAACGUUCAAAGUAAACUAACAAACCGAGCAAUAUGUGCGAGAUCGAAAGGUUGAUUUAGGGGAGGUUCGAAGAAGAAUGAUACAAUUAACGAAUUCUACUUUGUGAGAGGACGACAGCCUUUUUUAGUUAAUUAUUGUAAUCUUAAACUAUUCAGUUUUUUUUUGUAAAUAUAGAUUUUAGUGAACAUUACUUGUUAUUUUUUAAUAUAACCAAUAAAUUUUAAUCAAUACACA
Toxorhynchites rutilus septentrionalis is the source of this 5568-nucleotide messenger RNA. Its product is annotated as protein pygopus-like. NCBI's taxonomy places the organism in Eukaryota, Metazoa, Arthropoda, Insecta, Diptera, Culicidae. The coding region runs from base 1217 to 3637 and encodes 806 amino acids. The transcript is spliced from 3 exons. The record is from RefSeq and is a predicted model, not a curated record.